AUGGAAAAUUAUGAUCUUUUAGGAUUGAGUGGUGGAGAGAUUCUCCACCAGCAUCUCAUCAGCCAUGGCGUGGAUCAUGUCUUUGGCCACCCUAGGGCAGCGGUACCUUCGUUGUUUGGCGAUGUUUACAAGUCCCCUGUCAUCAGCUUCAUUCCCUCUCGACAUGAACGAGGAGCCGGCCACAUGGCUGAGGGCUACGCAAAGGCAACACGGAGACCGGGUGUUGUCUUUGUGGGUACUGACCCCAGGAGUUCCAAUAUGGUAACGCCGAUGCUCGAUGGGCUUUUGAAUAGAACACCGAUGGUAGUGAUCUGUGGUCAGGCACCCGACACGAAAGGAACCGACGGCUAUCAGGAGCUAAGCAUCAUACAGCAGGCCAGAGCAUGCACAAAAUGGAGGACUUCCGUACAGCGCCUUGGCCAGCUACCUAAAGCAAUCGAUGCUGCAUUUGCUCAUGCAGGGGGUAAACAGCCUGGACCGACCCUUGUGGACAUAUUACCUGGGAUUGGCGAAUCAGUCUUUGACUCACACGCAUUACAGGACUCAUCCAAUGUGUCUCUGGUAGUCCAGGAACUGAACGGGUUGGCUCGCGGUUGUAUAUCGCCCUCAGGUAGUGCUGACUAUAUGUAUGAGAAAAUUGUUCGGGUGGCCGACGUGAUUAAUCAGUCCAGAACCCCGGUAAUAUGUGCAGGCAAUGGGGUCCUGGCCACAGCCCGGGGUUGCAAAUUGUUGUCGAAGAUAUCUCGAAAGGCCCAAAUCCCCGUUGCCACGACGUUGCUUGGCCUGGGCUCCUUCGACGAAACCCGCGAAGAGGCCUUGCACAUGAUCGGCAUACACGGCGCCCCGUACGCUAAUUAUGCCAUUCGAAAUGCCGACUUGCUGAUCGUGGUGGGUGCCACCCUGGAUGAGCGAGCGGUAGGCAAUUCAGUUGGGUUUGCAGCAAAGGCUCUUGAUAAGGAUAGGGGAGGAAGGGGCAUCGUACAUUUUGACAUCAAUGCGGAGAAGUUGGGGAAGGUCAUCCAACCCACGGAAAUCAUUCUUGGAGAUCUCUCGGAGACGUUACCAAUACUAAUAUCCCUCUUGACUCCAGUGGAUGAGCGAGAUGGAUGGCUGGACCAAAUCCAGAUGUGGAAAAAGGAGUAUCCCUUUCAAAUACCUGUUGCGAGGGCCAAAAACCGACCACAUCCCGAACAGGUUGUGGCCGAGCUGAACCGCCAAACGACCCCAAUGAAGAGCAGCACGACAGUUACCACCAGCAUCGGUCAGCAUCAGAUGUGGACGUCCCAGCAUUUCCGUUGUACACACCCACAUUCGCUCAUCACCUCUGGCAGCUUCACUACCAUGGGAUUCAGCUUACCGGCUGCAAUUGGCGCUAAGCUAGCACUACCAGACCAACAGGUGAUUGCUAUGGAUGGCGAUGCGUCAUUUUGCACCACGAUGGAAGAGCUUAUAACCGCUCUGCAGCACCAGAUACAAAUAAAAGUGAUUGUAUUCAACAGUCGGCCAGGAGGAGCUCUUUCUCCGGCGGAGAAAUCAGUUUAUGAUAUAAAUAUUUGUUGCGAUUCUAAAUCCAGCCUAGACUUUGACCGACUAGCAAGGAGUAUGGGAUGCCAGGGGCAGCGGUGUGAACGGGUCGAGGAUCUCCCGCACGCUAUAUAUUGGUUGCUACGUUGUCGAGGACCGGCAUUGUUAGACGUAGCGACUAGCGAGCCGGAGGUAAUUCCAAUUGCGUCCAGUGGUACACCGCAGGGCACUGAUGUGGGUAUAGCAUACUGUGCAUGA
Molecule: messenger RNA, 1782 nt
Organism: Aspergillus alliaceus
Lineage: Eukaryota; Fungi; Ascomycota; Eurotiomycetes; Eurotiales; Aspergillaceae
Product: thiamine pyrophosphate-binding protein
Exons: 2
Coding region: 1-1782 (593 amino acids)
Biological process (GO): L-valine biosynthetic process
Cellular component (GO): mitochondrion; acetolactate synthase complex
Molecular function (GO): flavin adenine dinucleotide binding; magnesium ion binding; thiamine pyrophosphate binding
Source: RefSeq, a predicted model, not a curated record